AUGGUAUCAGGUGUGCACUUCCUGGAUCUUUUCCAGAGAACUUUACUUUCAAAACAAAAUGUUGACUACUCUAUGGGAAACAAAUGUUUCAGAGAUUUGAAGAAGAAGCUAACUAUCUCAUAUCCAUGUGUUAUAUUGAAUGUUGAUGUAGCAGAAAACAAUACAAAUGAUCGGUACCAGACCCUGACAGAUCCUUUGACCAAAUCUUAUACAACACUUAGUGAAUGCUCAAUUGAAUUUGAAGUGGAUGGACCAUACAAGGCAAUGAUUAUUCCAGCUUCAAAAGAAGAGGGAAUUUUGAUUAAGAAGCGAUAUGCAGUUUUCAACGAUGAUGGGACCCUUGCUGAACUUAAAGAUUUUGAAAUUAAGCGUAGAGGUGAGCUGAAGCUCAUCAAAGUUUUCCAGGCUGAGCUUUUCGACAAGUUUCUCAAUGGCUCAACCUUAGUGGAAUGCUAUUCAGCUGUUGCUUCUGUUGCCAACCGCUGGCUUGAUCUUCUUGAUAAUCAAGGAAAGGAUAUUGCGGACAGUGAGUUGCUUGAUUAUAUAUCUGAAUCAAGUACCAUGAGUAAGUCUCUAGCAGACUACCAAAGUCAUCAUCGACAUUCACAAUAAGUUCAGUCAGAGAAAAGGAGGCUCUCAUACAAUGAUCCCAAAGUGAAGAAUAGGAAGAAUGUCAAGAAAAAUGACAUUAUUGAGUUUUCAAUGACCUAAAAAUAAUGUAUAGAUAUUUUUUUUAUGAAAUGUGCUUCUUAAUAAGCAAUGAAUAUUGUAUAAUAUAUGUUUGUUUA
Messenger RNA from Humulus lupulus (European hop), 788 nucleotides. RefSeq names its product DNA polymerase epsilon catalytic subunit A-like. Bases 1 to 612 code for a protein of 203 amino acids. The transcript has 6 exons. Gene Ontology annotation, cellular component: epsilon DNA polymerase complex. The record is from RefSeq and is a predicted model, not a curated record. Gene Ontology annotation, biological process: base-excision repair, gap-filling; DNA replication; DNA replication proofreading. NCBI's taxonomy places the organism in Eukaryota, Viridiplantae, Streptophyta, Magnoliopsida, Rosales, Cannabaceae. Gene Ontology annotation, molecular function: single-stranded DNA 3'-5' DNA exonuclease activity; DNA-directed DNA polymerase activity; DNA binding.